Molecule: messenger RNA, 1293 nt
Organism: Synchytrium microbalum
Lineage: Eukaryota; Fungi; Chytridiomycota; Chytridiomycetes; Synchytriales; Synchytriaceae
Exons: 9
Coding region: 1-1293 (430 amino acids)
Source: RefSeq, a predicted model, not a curated record
AUGGACCCACGCACAAAUAACGGUAUUGGCUCCUGGUUUAGGGCAGAUAACUCUCAAGACUCUACUAAUGGUAACUCUUGGUGUUCGUUUCCAUACAAGGACUAUUCAAUGGGAUUCGCUCCUGAUUUACAGGCAAUGACUGCCGGCAGUAAUGCUGUUUAUCCAAAUCCUCUGUGGAAUAAAUACGGUGGCCAAUAUUGUGGACUAGAGGCCUGGGUCUAUAACCCAGCCAAUGGACGCAAUAUCACAAUGUUUAUCAUUGACGGUUUUGCUCACGAAUGGGUUAAGACUCCGGGGUCAAUUGAUCUCAUGCUUGGAGCAUACACAUCCCUUGCUGGAAAUUAUCCAAGCAGUAAGAACAAUGUCUUAAGUGGUGUCCAAUGGGGAUUCACUGGUAGAAGAUCGCAGAAGUACUCGUUCGGGGGAGCCGGUGAUGCAACAGACAGUCGGGCUGCUACUGGCGGAUCUUGCAGCGCAAGUACAGAUUGCCAGUCCCUGUGCUGCACAUCUGCAGGCAAAUGCACGUCUGCUGGAUCCGGCUGUAUUGCGUCCAUAUCCUCUAACAAGUUGGUCGCUGAAUCAUCAUCCGUUGUAUCUUCGACGUCACCAUCAGGCGUUUCUGCCGCACAAAACGGAAGUCCAUCAUCCGUGCCAUUGGCUGAAUCCUCGACAUCCCCGUCAAGCACUCCCGCCACCCAAACCGGUGGUCCAUCAGCCUCUCCAUCCGCGAAAUCUUCAACGUCACAAUCAAACACUCCUUCCAUCCAAAAUGGAGAUACCUUAUCACAAGUGACUACCAAUGCCCCAACAGCCUUUCUGGGCACAAAUAACGGUAUGGGUUCAUGGUUUAGAGCAGAUAACUCUCAAGACUCUACCAAUGGUCACUCCUGGUGUUCGUUUCCAUACGAGGACUAUUCAAUGGGGUUUGCUCCUGCUUUACAAACAAUGACUGCGGGUACCAAUGCUGUCUAUCCAAAUCCUCUGUGGUCUGAAUACGGCAGUCAAUAUUGUGGACUAGAGGCUUGGGUCUAUAACCCAGCGAAUGGACGUAAUAUCUCGAUGUAUAUCAUCGACGCCUUUGGUAAUGAAUGGGUAAAGACUCCGGGAUCAAUUGAUUUCAUGCUGGGAGCAUUCAUUACGCUUGCAGGAACCGUUCCUGCGAAUAAAAGCGUGGUUUUGGAUGGUGUGCAAUGGGGAUUUACUGGUAGAAGAUCGCAAAAGUACUCGUUCGGCGGAGUUGGAGAUACCGGUCUAGCUGCUAACCCGUGGGAUAGCAGUGCGAGUACGUCUUGA